AUGGCUCAGAAUUCUUCUCAUGGCCCAAAUUUCCCCUGGAACCGAAAUGCAGAGCAACAGAAUCAGUAUCAAAAUCGGAUUCAGAAUUAUAAUUUCUACCGUCCUGAAACUUGGAAUUCUUCUGCUGCUUCUUCUUCACAAAAUGUUAUUAACCAGACCAAUCCCAACAAUGCUACAGAUUCAACUUUUAACUACAGUCUCGAGCAGCUGAAUUUGCCAGAUAACCUCAGUAGCUUGAAACCACUCGGAUUAAAGCUGAACAAUUCUCCCGAGCUGGCCAGGUGGAUCGAGAGUCAACUGAAUCGUCCUCCGACCGGAAAAACCAGGCUCAGGGAGCCCAAGUCCCAGCCGGCUUCCGAUAAGCCGAAACCUGUCAUCACUCCCGCAAGUAAACUGAAGAUCGGUUCUUGGGAGAGAGUUGCGAAGAAUACGAGUGAUCUGACGACGAAGUGUUACUUCGCGAAGAGGAAACUGGUCUGGGAGAUAUUGGAAGGAGGGUUGAAGAGCAAGAUGGAAAUGCAGUGGUCUGAUAUCAUCGCCAUUGACGCCUGUAUUCGUGAAAAGGAGCCUGGAGUUCUUCGUAUCGAGUUGAAUCAGUGUCCAAGUUUCUUUCAAGAAAAGGACCCGCAGCCGAGAAAGCACACAAUCUGGAUGCCGACAUCGGAUUUUACAGGCGGCCAGGCAUCGAAAUGCAGGAGGCAUGAAAUAGUGUUUUCACCAGGGAACCUAGACAAGCCAUACAAGAGUCUUCUACAAGCCGACCAAAACCUCUCUGAACUAAGCAGCAAGCCAUUCCCCAGUCUCGAAGAUCCUUACUUCCCGUCUCUGUAUCCCGAUUUCAACCCGACCCCCAACUCGGUUACAAACCCAAAUCCUCAGCAGAAGUUCCCCCAGCUUUCCUCUCCAUCCCCAAUUCCAGAUGAGCAAAUGACCACCAAUGCUGCAAUGCGGGGUGAGAAGAUGCUGCCAGAACCUAACCCUAAUGUUGGGCUAGUUAGCUCCAAUAAGUCAGUAGCAGCAGCCACAGCCUCCACCAUAGGGAACCAGUACUUAGCACCGCGGAGAAUGUAUUAUGGUUCAAGCUCGGGUGCUGCUUCAUUGAAUGGGCAGAUCAAUAACAACAACCUGUUGGAUAUUGAACCACGGAGAAUGUAUUAUGGUUCGAGCUCGGGUGCUGCUUUAUCGAAUGGGCAGAUCAACAACAACAACAACCUGUUGGAUGCUGAACCACAGAGAAUGUAUUAUGGUUCGAGCUCAGGUGCUGCUUUGUCGAAUGACCAGAUCAACAACAACAACCUGUUGGAUACUGAACCACGGAGAAUGUAUUAUGGUUCGAGCUCAGGUGCUGCUUUGCCGAAUGACCAGAUCAACCGCAACAACCUGUUGGAUACUGAACCACAGAGAAUGUAUUAUGGUUCGAGCUCAGGUCCUGCUUUAUCACAGAUCAACAGCAACAGCCUGUUGGAUGCUGAAAUGAUGAGCAUCAGCCAUUUCAGUGGGUCAGUAUCGGAUCUGGAUGGGUCUCCUUCUUUAGUCAUUGAUAAGGAUUACCUGAUGAGGGAAAGAUUGGAACUCCUGGGGGAUAUGGAGAUUGAUCAUGAUGCUGAAUUUGCAAUUCGUCCGAACGAGAUGUUGUACGACCAGCAGCACCAGCAGGAGGUUUUUGUUCCGGAUUCCGCUCUUGCAGGUUUGAUUACAAGUGGCGGGGAAAUGUAUGAGCAGCAACAUCAGAAGCAGAAGAAGGGUUUUGUUCCUGAUGCUGCUCCUGCUGGUUUGAUUACAAGUAGAGGGGAAAUGUAUGAGCAGCAGCAACAACAAGUUUUUGUUCCGGAUCACGCUGCUGCUGGUUUGAUUACAAGUGGUGGGGAGAUGUAUGAGCAGCAACAUCAGAAGCAAGAGGUUUUUAUUCCGGAUUCCGCUCUUGCUGAUUUUAUUACAAAUGGUGGGGAAAUGUAUGAGCAGCAGCAGCAGGAUUUUGUUCCGGAUCCCGCUGCUGCUGGUUUGAAUACAAGCGGUGGGAAAAUGUAUGAGCAGCAGAAUCAGCAGCAGCAGGCUUUUGUUCUGGAUCCCGCUGCUGCUGGUUUGAUUACAAGUGGUGGAGAAAUGUAUGAGCAGCAGAAUCAACAGCGGCAGGAUUUUGUUCAGGAUCCCUCUACUGCUGAUUUGAUUUCGACUGGUGGGGAAACGAAUGAGCAGCAGCAGCAAUCAGGUUUUUUUGAGUAUCCCCAUCUUGAUGAUUUUGGGAUGAUGCAGUUUGACCAGGGUAACAACCUCGAGAGCAUUCUAAGAAUGGAUCUUGAGCAGGCAUUACAGUUUUAG
Messenger RNA from Linum trigynum, 2319 nucleotides. NCBI's taxonomy places the organism in Eukaryota, Viridiplantae, Streptophyta, Magnoliopsida, Malpighiales, Linaceae. The record is from the annotation of a GenBank genome assembly.